AUGUCGGGCACAGUCAACCCUAUCAUACCAGGCUUCGCGCCAGAUCCAUCCGUGGUAAAGGUGGGCGACUGGUUUUAUCUCAUCAACUCCAGCUUUCACUUUUUUCCCGGCCUACCUAUUUACGCUUCUAAAGACCUCAUUUCAUGGCAGCAGAUAGGAAAUGCAAUCAACCGUCAAGCCCAGCUCAGCUUAGCAAAAUCGGAUGCAAACCUCGUUUUGGUGGACAAGGGUAAAGUUAUGAUCGCGAGUGGAGGAUUAUACGCGCCGACGAUCCGUUAUCACCAGGGUACAUUCUAUGUCGUCUGUACGAAUGUCAUCCACUUGCCCGGCAAAGAAAAAGACCUAACGGAGAAUUUCAUCGUCUCGACCGAUAAUAUCUGGUCGGACAUAUGGACCGACCCAAUCUACUUUGAAUUCGUUGGCAUCGACCCCAGUCUAUUUUUCGAUGAGGACGGAAAGACCUACAUCCAAGGGUCUGCUGCACCGGGGCCAUACACGACGAUCAAUCUCUUCGAAGUCGACCUCAAUACCGGCGCCAAGCUGUCGGAGGAGAAAGUCAUCUGGCGUGGCACCGGCGAUAUCUAUCCGGAGGGGCCGCACCUUUAUAAGUGCAAUGGGUGGUACUACUUGCUCAUUGCGGAGGGCGGCACCCAUGAGGGGCAUAUGGUGACGAUGGCACGCUCUAGACACGUUUUGGGCCCAUAUGAGUCUUGUCCUAACAACCCGGUCCUGACAGCGCGUGGUACUGCGGAGUAUAUCCAGUAUACCGGUCAUUGCGAGAUCUUCCAGGAUGAGAAGAAACAAUGGUGGGGAACCUGUAUUGGGGCACGCAUAGACGACCAGGGGCGAUGCACCAUGGGUCGGGAGACCUUUUUGACACGGGUAGCCUGGGACAACGAGUGGUUUACCUUCGAACAAGUGAAGUUGAAGCCCAGCCUCCUGGAAACCCGGUCGAGUCCAAACCUUACGGCAAAACCUGGCGUUGACUGUCUCUACAUUCGAGAUGCUGUCAUGAGCAACUACCGGGUCACUGGAACCUCCGUGACACUGACGGCAUCAUCGGUCGAUCUGUCACACCCGGAACUCAGCCCGACCUUUAUUGGCAAGCGGCAACGGCAAUUGCACGGCACAAGCAGCGUGGUUCUUCAAGGGAUCGAGGAGUCUUGGGGCUCUGCGAAGAUCCUGGCUGGGCUAGCCUGUUACAAGGAAGAGCACCGCUACGUACGGAUCUACUAUGAUGCUGGGAAGCUUGAAGUGGUCUUCGAAUUGGUCAACGUCGCGAAGAAGAUUGCUAGAACCGAGAAACACGUCCUAGGAAAAGUUCCCCCCUCAGUGGCGUUCCGAGUGGACUAUACGGAGAAGGAAUACCGGCUGUUGUACUCUGUCGAAUCCAAUACUGGGCAAGACUGGACGUGCCUGGGAACUGUUGAUACAUUUGAUGUGACCAACCCUGAUUUUACUGGUCCAGUGAUAGGCAUCUAUGCUCUCGGGCAAACCGCGGGAGUGCAAGUUCGGUUUGAGAGCUUGAAAGUCGAUUGA
Penicillium egyptiacum is the source of this 1539-nucleotide messenger RNA. The record is from the annotation of a GenBank genome assembly. NCBI's taxonomy places the organism in Eukaryota, Fungi, Ascomycota, Eurotiomycetes, Eurotiales, Aspergillaceae.